UUACUAGGGUUUAUCGCAUCCCCUUCUCCCUCCCUCAGCUCUGUAACCAUGGAGAAUCCCUCACCCGCACCUCCAUCAACUACUCAAUGCUGGAGUAACAUAGUAAAGAACCACCAACCAUCACCACCGCCAGCACCAUCACAGCAACAGCAAGACCAGUUGUAUGUGGAGAGUUGCAAGUCGACACACGGCAUAUCAGUGGCGGUUAUUGAUGCAAACGCCAUCAUACAGGGCGGAGAGAAGCUCAACAACUUCGCCGACAAGUUCGUCACCGUCCCUGAAGUCCUCGCUGAGAUUCGCGAUCCUGUUUCUCGCCAUCGACUUGCUUUCAUUCCUUUCUCAAUUGAUUGCAGGGAACCCUCCCCUGAUUCCCUCAAUAAAGUUAUCAAGUUUGCGAGAGCAACAGGAGAUUUACAGACCCUAUCUGAUGUUGAUCUUAAACUCAUUGCAUUGACAUAUACAUUGGAGACACAACUUCACGGGACUAAACAUAUUAGGGAUGCGCCACCCCCUGUCCAUACAGUCAAUGUGAAGAGGCUGCCCGAAAAGGACAUGCCAGGGUGGGGUUCUAAUGUUCCUAAUUUGGAAGAAUGGGAAGCUUUGGAACAAGAAACUGGAGAUGGGAUAGAUCCCAGCUCGAAAAUUCUUCCUUUAAAAGACAUAAGCUUGAACGUUAUGCCUGCUGAUGACCAAUCUGAAGAUGGUUCGACGGGGAUUGGAGGGGAAGCAAAUUCUGAGAAUUUUGAAGAUGUUGAACAUGGUUCGAGGAAGCCCAGGAGAUUUCCACCCAAGAAAAAAGACAUAAAUCUUGAAGGGAAAAAGAUGGUUGCUGGCGGAAUUGAUGCAUCGCAGGGACAAUUUGAUGAUAAUGCUGGUGAUUGGAUGCCUGCUGUUAGUCGAAGUACUCAUAGAAGAUAUCUUAGAAGAAAAGGUAGGCGUGAAUUUAAUGAAGCAUUAUUAGAGAAAGAUAGCCAGCAAGAUCUAGAGAAAAGUAUGGAUGACAGCACUAUUGAGGUAGCUAGUGUCCCAGAUCAAGUGUUACAUCAAAGUUUGAUAUCUGAGGAGAGUAUGUUGACAGAGGUGAAGAACUGUGAUGGUGAUGUUUCCUUGAUUUUAAAACAAAUGAGACUGGAAGAAGGUUCACUGGAGGCUGCUCAAGGUGAGAAAGGAGAGAACAGUACCUCUGCAGAGACAGAGAUUAACGAUUCUAGGGACAUGGAAGCUUCCUUAGAUCACAUUGAAAACAUUGAUGUUGAGACGAGAAGAGUUGAUAUUGCCAGUGCAGAAUCAGAUCACUUGGAGAUCUCAAGCCAGAUUCACGAAAGUGUUGAUGCAUCAUAUUCAGAUGGUAAUGAUAGCGAGCAAAGCUGGAUGGUCAGAUCCUUAUCUGAGUCUAGUGUAGCUUGUGUAACUAGUGACUUUGCAAUGCAGAAUGUACUUCUGCAAAUGGGCUUACGACUGCUGGCACCUGGAGGAAAUCAAAUCCGCCAGCUGCAUAGGUGGAUACUGAAAUGCCAUGCCUGCUAUACUGUCACAGCUGAAAUUGGGAGGAUAUUUUGUCCUAAGUGUGGAAAUGGCGGCACUUUAAGAAAGGUUGCUGUAACAGUUGGUGAGAAUGGAAUUGUUUUGGCUGAUCAUAGGCCACGGAUUACUCUGCGUGGUACAAAAUUUUCACUGCCUUCACCACAAGGUGGGAGGGAUGCCAUCACUAAGAAUCUCAUUCUGCGCGAGGAUCAGCUACCACAAAAGUUCCUCUACCCUAAGACGAAGAAGAAAGUGAAUAAGGAGGGAGAUGACAUCUUCUCGGUUCGGGAUGACAUCUUUGGCCACCAUAAUGAUAAAAAAACUCCUUUCCGGCCUCCCAUAAGGCAAGCAUUAGCAGUUUUUAGUGGGAAAAGGAAUCCAAAUGACAAUCACUAUGCUCGUCCUAAGCACUGAUGUUAGCUUUUGAUUGUCUUUUUUUUUUUAAUUUGACUUGGAAUUGUUGUCUACUCUGGUUUAUUUAAAGUUGCUGCUUGCGAAAUGAUUAUCAACAUUUAUGUUUGAGUCUAGUGAGAAGUUAAUAAUUGUCAUGUACUGAAAGUUUGUGCUCCGAAAGAGCACGGUUUUGGUAGUUUUGUGCGAUUGAAAUGAUACUCGAGCUGCAUUUGUUCCAGCAA
Molecule: messenger RNA, 2159 nt
Organism: Populus trichocarpa (black cottonwood)
Lineage: Eukaryota; Viridiplantae; Streptophyta; Magnoliopsida; Malpighiales; Salicaceae
Product: RNA-binding NOB1-like protein
Exons: 5
Coding region: 49-1938 (629 amino acids)
Biological process (GO): ribosomal small subunit biogenesis; maturation of SSU-rRNA
Cellular component (GO): preribosome, small subunit precursor
Molecular function (GO): RNA endonuclease activity
Source: RefSeq, a predicted model, not a curated record